This is a messenger RNA of Eleginops maclovinus (Patagonian blennie), 1545 nucleotides long. RefSeq names its product meiotic nuclear divisions 1 homolog (S. cerevisiae) (gene mnd1). Gene Ontology annotation, molecular function: double-stranded DNA binding. The transcript has 8 exons. Gene Ontology annotation, biological process: reciprocal meiotic recombination. Gene Ontology annotation, cellular component: nucleus. The record is from RefSeq and is a predicted model, not a curated record. The coding region runs from base 190 to 807 and encodes 205 amino acids. NCBI's taxonomy places the organism in Eukaryota, Metazoa, Chordata, Actinopteri, Perciformes, Eleginopidae.
CAGUUUAAUGUUAGAUUUACGAGGAGCUACGAAGGCAUCAUAAACCCCAUGACAGCGUUCCGCGGGAAAUUCAGUACUGGUUGGAAGAUUUUCUUUCUGGAUUAGUGACAUAACCAUAGCGCUUUAUAACAUCCUGGUACGGAUAAACAUAUUGUCAGUGGACGUGACGGGUACAAGUAACAUUACAAAAUGUCAAAGAAGAAAGGACUCAGUUUGGAGGAAAAAAGAAGUCGUAUGAUGGAGAUUUUCUUUGAAACGAAAGAUGUGUUUCAGCUGAAAGACAUUGAGAAGAUCGCCCCGAAGACAAAAGGCAUAACUCCCAUGAGUGUGAAGGACGUGCUGCAGAGCCUCGUGGAUGACAACAUGGUGGACUCUGAGAGAGUGGGUACAUCCAACUACUACUGGUCCUUUCCCAGCAAGGCCCUGCACGCUCGCAAGCACAAACUGGAGGAUCUGCAAAACCAGAUUUCUGAAGCAAAGCAGCGGAAAGAGUCUGUUCAGAAAGCGGUGGAAAAAGCGAAAGUAGGACGUCAAGACACAAAGGAGAGAAGCGCUCUGCUGAAGGAACUGCAGGCUCUGAGAGAGGAGCGGACACAGCUGCAGGCCGAGCUCGAGAAGUACAGAGAAUGUGACCCCGAGGUUGUCGAGGAGAUGAGAAAGUCAAAUGUCCUAGCAAAAGAUGCUGUUUCCAGGUGGACAGACAAUGUUUUUGCCAUCAAGUCAUGGACAAAGAAGAAGUUCAACUUUGAUGACAGCCGCAUUAAUAAAGCCUUUGGGAUCCCUGAGGAUUUUGACUACAUGGAGUGACUGCCAGCUUUUCUACAGGAGUUUAUAGCACAAACGGGGAACAAAGGCUUAUGUUUGAAGCCAGUAUAACUGGUCUCAGCAGUUUUAGUUUAUGUUCAGAGUUAUAUGGAAGUCCUGGGUGGGCUUUAAGGGUGGAUAUCAGUAGUUUUGCUGUGGCAGAUGUACUUUAUCAGCCGAUACGUUGCUUUGGUGAAACCAGAGAAGAGCAGCCUAACCAUUAGUGGCCCUGAAGGGUGAAGGGGUUCUGUGAUGAACACAAUCUACCACCCUGACUUUUGGGACACCUGUUUGCAUGGAAACUGAGAGCCCUAAGUUGAUGAUGGACAAGGAAUGAACCCUUAACUCAUCUGUGUAUCCUAUUAUCUAAUGUAUAUGCCUUAAACAGAUGUUGUGGAAUCAAAUGAUUGUGAUUUUCUUUCUAAGUUUUAGUUCUGCUGGUAUGAAAGUAAAAAAGCGUUGGGCUACAUCCAGUCCUAUUUGUUCACAAAAAGUGGGGGAUUUAAACUACGGAAUGUGUUUGGGAUAUGUUAUGUUAACGUGAUGUAAAUAUUUAAAGUACUUUUACUUUACGAGGACCUCUUUUCUCUUCCUACAAAUAAAAUGUCCUUUUGAGUUUUACAAGACGUUUUCUGCAGUCGCAUUCAUUCUACAACGUUGUGUACAGUGGAAGUAAAUGUAUUAACACCAUCCUAUUUUUGUGCUUUAAUUUGUGUUAAUAAAUUGCCACUGAAACAUUGA